UACACAUAAGAAACUAACUACUGUGCCAUAUAACUUUACUCUCUCUUUUUGUGCUCGAUCGUUUGCUUUCUAGAGAGAGAAAGAGAGGAGAGAGAGAGAGAGAGAGAGAUGGUGGCAGGGAGGUAUGGUUACAGGGAUGUGUUGCCAUUCACGGCGAUGGUAACAAUGGAGUGCAUUAACGUGGGGUUAAACACGCUGUUUAAAGCAGCGACUUUGAAAGGCAUGAGUUACCAUGUCUUUGUUGUCUACGCUUACGCUAUUGCCGCUCUUGUUCUCCUUCCUGCACCAUUUUUCUCCCAUAGAUCAAGAGUGCUUCCUCCGCUCAACUUCUCCAUAAUGAUCAAAAUGGGUCUUCUUGGGCUCAUAGGAUGUUCAUCUCAGAUAAUGGGAUUUACAGGCAUAAAUUAUAGCUCUCCAACGCUUGCUUCAGCCAUUAGCAAUCUCGUGCCAGCUUUCACUUUCAUUCUUGCCAUCAUUUUCAGGAUGGAAAAACUAGCCGUAAGAAGCACAAGCAGUCAAGCUAAGAUGUUGGGCACUGUAGUUUCAAUAACAGGUGCAUUUGUGGCGACUCUCUACCAGGGCCCACCAAUUAUUUCCACUCGAUUUUCUACCAUUUCACUUCACCACCAACAUCUUCUUCAAAACGACACCAAAUCUAAUUGGGUUGUUGGUGGCCUUUUGCUUACGGCUGAAUAUAUCUUGGUUCCACUUUGGUACAUUGUUCAGACGCAUAUUAUGAAAGAGUAUCCGAAUGAAUUGAGUGUGGUAUUCUUCUAUAAUUUAUCCGUGAGCAUCAUGGCUGCAAUUGUGGCGCUCAUAAUGGAAACAGAUUCAAGUGCUUGGAAAUUGAAAUCUAGCAUUGCAAUUGUCUCCGUCGUCUGCUCGGGAGUUUUCGGGUCAUUCUUGAACAAUACCGUGCACACGUGGGUCUUGCGAGUGAAAGGGCCGGUCUAUGUGGCAAUGUUCAAGCCUCUCUCCAUAGCAAUUGCUGCUGCGAUGGGUUUCAUAUUCCUUGGCGAAACUCUUCAUCUUGGAAGUCUUAUUGGAGCAACAACAAUAUCUAUUGGGUUUUACACCGUGAUGUGGGGAAAGGCAAAGGAAGAGAUUAAUACUGAAGACUCUCAAGCUGAGAGCAUGGGAUCACUACCUACACACAAGACCCCUUUAUUGCAGAGGUACAAAGAUGAGAAGAGGUAGACAACAUAUUCCAAAGUGAAUGUAUGUAAAUGAAAGGAAAAUUGCAACUUAAAAAUGUCCAACGUUAUUUUAUUUGCAAUGUGAAAUAUGAUGAAUUGUAAUUGUAGAACAGAGGGAGAGAAAAAAUAGUAUGCCGUCUGUAUUGUACCCCAUCAUCCCCCUCGAGCAAGAGAUGAGAGGAAACAAAAUCAGUCUCUUAACACUAAAAAUUUUCUGGUAAAAUUAACUCUAAAUCAAGAAACGAACGACACAAGACUGCAGUGUAUAAAUAUUUUUUAGAAAAUGUAUGCAAAUUAGAAACGACAUGUCUUUACUCUGCAUAUAUACUAAGUG
This is a messenger RNA of Morus notabilis, 1530 nucleotides long. Its product is annotated as WAT1-related protein At3g28050. Gene Ontology annotation, molecular function: transmembrane transporter activity. Bases 109 to 1197 code for a protein of 362 amino acids. The record is from RefSeq and is a predicted model, not a curated record. The transcript has 7 exons. NCBI's taxonomy places the organism in Eukaryota, Viridiplantae, Streptophyta, Magnoliopsida, Rosales, Moraceae. Gene Ontology annotation, cellular component: plasma membrane.